This is a messenger RNA of Sclerotinia sclerotiorum 1980 UF-70, 972 nucleotides long. RefSeq lists its product as hypothetical. Bases 1 to 972 code for a protein of 323 amino acids. The record is from RefSeq and is a predicted model, not a curated record. The transcript has a single exon. Lineage: Eukaryota; Fungi; Ascomycota; Leotiomycetes; Helotiales; Sclerotiniaceae.
AUGGCUUCAGCAAUCAACCAAAUGUUUCCCCCUUCUCCAACUUUCACAGAUAAGAACUUGCCCAGUCAAAAUGGAAAGGUUUUCAUCAUUACUGGUGGAAGUUCUGGUGUUGGUCGCGAGCUCGCCGAGAUUCUUUUCCGUGCAGGCGGCAAAGUUUACAUAGCUGCACGGUCGGAAGUCAACGCCAAAAAGGCAAUCGAUGAUAUCAAAUCAUCAUCUUCCUCAUCAAACGUGGGCGAGCUUGCAUUUCUACACCUCGAACUCGACGAUUUGAGUAUAAUCAAAACAUCAGCCGAGACUUUCAUGAAGAAGGAGUCUAAGCUCGAUGUUCUGUGGAAUAAUGCUGGAGUAUCACUGCCUCCACUUGGUAGUGUUUCAAGGCAGGGCUAUGAACUAAUGAUGGCUACCAACUGUCUGGGUCCGUUGCUCUUCACGCAGCUUCUUCUUCCAUGCUUGAAGAACGCUGCAGAAGCUUCUAGUCCAGGAAGUGUUCGUGUUGUUUGGACUAGCUCCCAAUAUGUGGAUCUAAAAUCUCCUGAGGGCGGACUCAUCAUGUCGGAGGUGGAAACCGCAACAAAAGACAAGGCGAAAAACUAUGGUACAUCAAAGAUAGGCAAUUGGCUUUUGGGCAGUGAAAUGGCACGACAGGUUGGUCAGCAUGGCAUUAUCAGCAUAACGCAAAACCCAGGAAACCUUAAGACAAACUUAAUGAGACAUGCAAAGUGGAUGUAUUAUGCUGCUUAUCCAUUGUUGCAUAAGGCAAAGAUGGGUGCAUUCACAGAGCUCUUUGCUGGAUUGUCACCUGAGAUUACGAUGGAACAGAAUGGAGGGUAUGUGAUUCCUUGGGGAAGGGUUCAUGAUGCUCCUCGCAAGGAUUUACUCGUAUCUUUGAAAAGCGUCGAAGAAGGUGGUAAUGGGAGGGCUGAAGAAUUUUGGAAUUGGUGCGAAGAACAAAUUGCAAAAUACAAGUGA